AUGGCCGCCCUUACUAUGACUCCUACCACCAUGCGGCAGCCCUUUGCCAGCCUCGAUGCACCCCGUAUGCGCUCCUUGCUUAAGACAAAAAUGAACAGCAAGAACCAGCAGAAUGGUAUGGCUUUCCCGGCCCUUGACCACACAUACAACGUCCUUCUAACACUCGGCUUCACGUCAGGUGCGUCCCCUGCCAAGAGGAGGCCUUUGGCUGAGGUUGAUGCGGAGAAUAUCGACCCGGUCACCCUAAACAUGUCAACAAAGCGAAAGCGCGGCUGCGAUGAAGAAGACCACGAUCCCAGCAAAUGCUCUCCCAAGCCAUUGAAGACCUCUCGUAUGGCUCUGACCGUCGUGAAAUCGAACAUUGCGUCCCCCAUGCCUUCCUCUACCUUCAAGGCACCUCUCUCGAAACCUAAAUCCACGCCAGCUCUCAAGCCUGUCGGCCGUUCGCCUCAGGGCAAAUCCUGCAAAGCAUUUGCUCGUCGCUCCACCAUCAGCAAGAGUCGGCCAGAACCCACGGGCAGAAAGAGCAUAUCCCGGCCUUUCUCCAUCGCGACAGUAUUGGGUAAUGCGCAGCCCAAGAGCCAAACCGCCCCUAAGACUCCAGCCUCCUGGUCUUUUGAGAUCCACGUGGACUCGGAGCAGGAAGAAAUGACCAACCUGAUGCAGCACUCCACCUGCGUGCUGGAUAUCAGCGAUGACGAGGGCAAGGCGGAAUUCUCAAGUCGCGGCAAGGAGAACAUUCCCCCGUCUGAGUUGGGAACUGACCUGUCUCGGACACGUGAGCGAGAGACUUCCGUCUCAAGAAAGACUCAGAUGACGGAUGAGCCUCGCUCUCCGCUCGGUGAACUCAAUGCCGCGGACUACUAUGGCGAAGAUUGCCAUGCCUUUUCAUAUGCCGUGGUUUACGACGAGGAUGAGACCGCCUCGGAAACAAAGACCGCCCUCCCUCCCCUGCCACGCAACCCCGCUCGGACAAAGUUGUCAAGUGUAUCAUCCAUAUCCUCGAUCCUUGCAGCUACCCAACCCGUCAAGACUACCGAGUCUACAAAAUCUGAGGCAGAAAUUGAAAUCUGGGAGAGCCAGAGCACUGCAGAUGAAUCAGAGAAGGCGAUAGAGAGCAACCCCAGCGAUGAGCUCUCCUCAUCAUCGGCCUAA
Aspergillus fischeri NRRL 181 is the source of this 1155-nucleotide messenger RNA. RefSeq lists its product as uncharacterized. Bases 1 to 1155 code for a protein of 384 amino acids. The record is from RefSeq and is a predicted model, not a curated record. Lineage: Eukaryota; Fungi; Ascomycota; Eurotiomycetes; Eurotiales; Aspergillaceae. The transcript has a single exon.